Messenger RNA from Mirounga angustirostris (Northern elephant seal), 2459 nucleotides. RefSeq names its product G-patch domain and KOW motifs (gene GPKOW). Gene Ontology annotation, molecular function: nucleic acid binding. NCBI's taxonomy places the organism in Eukaryota, Metazoa, Chordata, Mammalia, Carnivora, Phocidae. Bases 781 to 2226 code for a protein of 481 amino acids. The transcript is spliced from 14 exons. Gene Ontology annotation, cellular component: spliceosomal complex. The record is from RefSeq and is a predicted model, not a curated record. Gene Ontology annotation, biological process: mRNA splicing, via spliceosome.
CCGGCCGGCCGCAGCCGCAUCCAGGCCCGGGCGGGUCGCCAGGUGAGCGCGCCCAGGAGCUCCACACGCGCCGCCGGCGGCCUUGCGUCCACCCGGCGGACUUCGGGUCAUGGAGCCGCGCGCGGGGGGCGCCACGGACCCCAGGGGGAGCAGAGGAGGCCGGGGCCUUCCGCUGCGGGCGGGCCCCAGAGCCCGGCAGCUCCUGGCGCGGCUGGACGCGCGCCCCCUGGCGGCCCGAGCUGCGGCCGACGUGGCGGCGCUGGUACGCAGGACGGGCGCCACAUUGCGCCUGCGCCCCAACGCGGAUCCUGAAUUAAGUUGGAAAGCUGAACCGAAGGGAGGAAAUUCAGAAUCCUAAAAGAGACUCACCAAACUGGGAAGUAGACCGUGACUCACAGACGUGAUUAGUGCAGGGGGCUCCGUGUGGGUACGUCACUUGAUUCCCUGGAUCAUCAUUCUUCGGGGGUCAUCUCCUUUGGAUCCCACUUCUGACUCCAAGGAAUAUUAACCUAAAUAAAGAGGAAGGAAGAACGAAUCCACCUCUGCCACACCUACCUCACCCAAGAACUACAUUUCCCUUUAUGCUUGGCGCAACGCACUCCUGUGAAGUGAAAAGAGCGACAAUUACUUCCUAAGGCCCCUUUUUUUCACCUUCGCCCGCCGAUGCCGCAGUGUUCUAUGGGAAAGGUAGUUCUAGCGCUCGUUGUCUGGCCCCGCUCAAACUGAACCCAAACUAAACUUCCCAGCAAGCAGCGCACUCGCCUGGGAAAGAGGGGCAAGAUGGCGGAUGCUGAAGAGGGUUCUUUGCGGCCGGCAGGAGCCUCCGCUGCCCCAAUUUCGUUCAGCUUCAGUCGCACAUCUGCCCGGAGACGGCUCGCGGACGACGCGGGUGCGGCUCCAGAGGAGAAGGAUUUCUUAAAGACCGUGGAAGGGAGGGAGCUGCAAAGUGUGAAGCCCUCAGAAACCCCCAAGGAACUCGUCAUCCCUUUGAUCAAGAAUGGCCAUCGCAGGCAGCCACCGACCCAGGCCCCUGGGCCAUCCACAAAUACUGAGGCCUUGGUGGAUGGGGUGCUGUCCCAGGCUGUGAAGGAGCUCAUUGAGGACUCCAAGAAGUCCCUGGAGGAGAGAGAGAAUUCGGGUGUCGACCCCACGCUUGCUAUCCCCAUGAUCCAGAAAGGAUGCAUCCCUAACGGGGAAGGGGCAGACAGCGAACCCCGGGCUGAGACAGUGCCGGAGGAAGCUGAUUACGAGGCAGUCCCCGUAGAGGCCUAUGGGCUGGCCAUGUUACGAGGCAUGGGCUGGAAACCUGGCGAGGGCAUUGGCCGCACCUUCAAUCAAGUGGUGAAGCCCCGUGUCAACUUACUGAGGCCAAAGGGGCUAGGGCUGGGCGCCAACCUGAAUGAGGUCCAGGCCCUGGUCUCCACUGGCCCCCACCACCAACCAAAGCCAGAUGAGGAGCAAGAGAAGGAUAAGGAAGACCAGCCUCGAGGACUGGUGCCUGGAGGGGCUGUGGUGGUUCUUUCCGGCCCUCACCGAGGCCUCUACGGGAAGGUAGAAGGCCUCGAUCCUGACAAUGUUCGGGCCGUGGUUCGCCUGGCCGUGGGGAACCGCAUGGUGACUGUUAGUGAGUACUGCCUGCGGCCUGUUUCCCAGCAGGAGUUUGACAAGAACUGCUUGGAUCUCAGCCAGAUGAGCAAAACUUCCCCAGGGCAACAGAACGGAACAGCCUCGUCAUGGAAGGCCCUCCCGGAUCAGGACCUUUCCGGCCGGUGGGAGGACUCAGAGAGGAAGCGGAAACACCUUCCUGACCGACAGGAGGAGCCUGCAGCCAAGAGUGAGAAGGCCGGCCCCCGGAGCCAGCACUGGUUGCACAGGGACCUGCGCGUGCGCUUUGUGGACAGGCAGCACAAGGGCGGCCAGUAUUACAACACCAAGAUGACGAUUGAAGAUGUCCUCAGCCCAGAUACCUGUGUGUGUAGGACAGACGAAGGCCGGAUCCUGGAAGGCAUAAAGGAAGGCAUGCUGGAGACCCUGGUCCCCAAGGUCGAGGGCAACCGGGUGAUGGUGGUGCUGGGGCCACAGGCUGGAAGGGUGGGCCACCUGCUGGGCCGGGACACAGAACGGAGCCGGGCUCUGGUGCAGCUGCGAAGAGAGAAUCAGCUGGUGGAGCUUCACUAUGAUGCUGUCUGCCAGUAUGUGGGCCCCAGGGACUCUGAUGAAGACUGACCUGCGGCCCCACUCCCACCCCCACCCCACCAUCCCCGGCCUGCUGCCGGCUCUGUACAGUGUGAAAAGCCUGUCUUCGCAGAGGUGGGGAGGUCACCAUUCCGCCGUCUGCUUGCACUGCAGCUCCAGGACAAGGACAGGGACAGGGCACGAGAUAGACGGACCAGAAGGGAGGCUCGAAACGAACUGAGUAUUUUCCAGAAGUUAGUGUGUAAUAAAAAUCAUUUCCCAAA